GAGCUCUUUCAUUUGUAUAUGAUCCUCUCUCGAGUUGAACCCCGAGUCACUCAGUAAUUUGAGGGAGGAAAAUAAAAAGAAAUAAACCGAGUCUCGAAACCCCAAAAUCUUCCGAAUCGAAACGUUUCACCGAAGAAGACAAGGGUUUCAAUGAGUUCGGCGCUUACUUUCAGGGGUCAUGAGACCCAACCGGUGGCCGAUACCUACUCGCCCAAGCCCCCCAAGCCAUGGUUAGCCGUGACCCGUCCGAUUCGCUACAUCCUCCGCGAACAAAGGUUGAUAUUCGUCCUCAUCGGCAUUGCUAUCGCGACUCUGGGGUUCACAUUACUCCCGUCCAACCAAGCUCCCCAAAGGUAUAGCUCCGCGAUCUUUGAUUCGUUCCCGGCCGAGCUCGAAUCGAGCCACUUGAGUCAUCGCCCGGUGUACAACGAGCGCCGUUUCGGGAUUCAGAGCUGGAAUUCCGGCGGGAAGAUUCCGUUGGGCCUGAAGAGAAAGGGGAAACGGAUCGUGGUCACCGGUGGAGCAGGUUUCGUCGGGUCGCACCUGGUGGACCGUCUGAUGGAGCGUGGUGACAGCGUGAUUGUCGUUGAUAAUUUUUUCACAGGAAGGAAAGAGAACGUGAUGCACCAUUUCGGGAACCCCAGAUUCGAGCUGAUCCGACACGACGUCGUUGAGCCACUUCUCCUCGAGGUUGACCAGAUCUAUCACCUGGCUUGCCCGGCCUCCCCUGUCCAUUACAAGUUCAACCCCGUCAAGACUAUUAUAUCUAAUGUGGUGGGUACUCUGAAUAUGCUCGGGUUAGCGAAGCGGGUGGGUGCCAGGUUUCUGCUAACGAGCACCAGUGAGGUAUACGGUGAUCCUCUACAACACCCUCAGGUUGAAACUUACUGGGGAAACGUCAAUCCCAUUGGUGUCCGAAGUUGUUACGAUGAGGGCAAACGUACGGCCGAAACGUUGACCAUGGACUAUCACAGAGGCGCUGAAGUUGAAGUUAGGAUUGCCAGGAUCUUUAACACGUAUGGACCUAGAAUGUGCAUUGAUGAUGGUCGUGUUGUUAGUAAUUUUGUUGCCCAGGCUUUGAGGAAGGAGCCUAUGACUGUUUAUGGUGAUGGAAAGCAAACAAGGAGUUUCCAAUAUGUUUCUGAUCUGGUGGAAGGUCUUAUGCGCCUCAUGGAAGGAGAACAUGUAGGACCUUUCAAUCUGGGAAACCCGGGUGAAUUUACCAUGCUUGAACUUGCCAAGGUUGUCCAGGAAACCAUUGACCCAGAUGCAAAGAUCGAGCACAGGCCCAACACAGAGGAUGACCCCCACAAAAGGAAACCGGACAUUACCAAGGCUAAAGAACAAUUGGGCUGGGAACCAAAGGUGUCCCUUCGCAAGGGCCUUCCUCUUAUGGUCAAAGACUUCCGUCAACGCAUUUUUGGUGACCACAAGGAAGGUGGUUCAUCCACAACAGCUUAAUCCCCAAGUUUGAGGGAAAUUUAUACUUGGAAGUGGUACCCGGGAAAGAAAUUUGUUCACUUACUAGAAAAAGAGUACUCCUAGCUUUUCCCUACUUCCAAACGAUACAGUAACAGCAGAAGAGGUAGCACAGCUAUAUUCGUUCUCUUUCGGAAUAGAUCCUCUUAGGUGGUCCACUUGGCAUUUGUUUUAUGUCUAUCUUUGUAACCUUGUCUCAGUUAUCCUCUUUAAGCUUCAAUAGACGAUGAGCUUUCUGAUUUUUAAAAUUCCUUGUUAUGGUAUUUAGCUUGCACAUUCUUCCUACUGUAUAGCGACUCUGGCUUUUGAACAAAGAUGGGGGAUAAAAGUUGAGCUUCAAGCCCAACUAACAGAAUGAAAGAACAUUGUUUACUUCAGUAGUAGUUAAUAAGUCUGUGAGGGAUUGAAUCGAAAACGAAAAUACAAAAACAAAGUUAUUACAUGGUUCUCAA
This is a messenger RNA of Humulus lupulus (European hop), 1931 nucleotides long. Its product is annotated as UDP-glucuronic acid decarboxylase 2-like. The transcript has 7 exons. Gene Ontology annotation, cellular component: cytoplasm. Gene Ontology annotation, molecular function: UDP-glucuronate decarboxylase activity; NAD+ binding. Gene Ontology annotation, biological process: D-xylose metabolic process. The record is from RefSeq and is a predicted model, not a curated record. Lineage: Eukaryota; Viridiplantae; Streptophyta; Magnoliopsida; Rosales; Cannabaceae. The coding region runs from base 151 to 1461 and encodes 436 amino acids.